Messenger RNA from Calliphora vicina (urban bluebottle blowfly), 1678 nucleotides. RefSeq lists its product as uncharacterized. The coding region runs from base 30 to 1352 and encodes 440 amino acids. Lineage: Eukaryota; Metazoa; Arthropoda; Insecta; Diptera; Calliphoridae. Gene Ontology annotation, molecular function: protein binding. The record is from RefSeq and is a predicted model, not a curated record. The transcript is spliced from 2 exons.
UGCCUGGUUGUACACGAGAACAUCACAAAAUGUCAAUGUCUAUGAAGUAUACCACUGAUUAUUUCUCAACACUUCCUGAGGAAAUUGUUCGCAAAAUAUUUAAUUUAAUUGAUUUGCAGAAUCAGCUAGUUUUAGCUAAAGUUUCCAAGUAUUUUCGACAAGUUAUCGAAGACAUUUACAAACGAAAAUUUAACAUUAUGUAUUAUGAUUAUUGGACUUUUAAAAGUUCUCUUAAGCUGCAGGACUGGCAAAUAACGGAGUUAUGUAGACUUUGUAAUGGUUCGGUGGAACGUAUUAAUUUGGUAACAUUUUUCUUUUCGCGAUUCUACGGCAUUUCCCAGGAAGAGGAAAUGAAAUAUUUACAAUUUCAAAAAGACUUUCGCCAUAAUCUUCAGUAUUUUAACAACCUGCGUGAAUUAGAAAUAGAAGGCAACACAUUUCUAGACGAAACUGUAUUAGAUUUAGCUAAAUACUGCAAGGGAUUAAAAAGUAUAAGUUUCAAGGGUGUUGAUAUUGAUGGCUUCUUGGGAAAACAUCUACACCAAUUAGAAAAUAUAGAAAAUAUGGGAUUAAAAUAUUGCAGUAAUUUAGAUCCUAACCAUUUAUUGGCAGUAAGCCAAAAAAAUCUUUUGAAAUCGUUAAAUAUUGUGUAUUGCUCUGAUGUAUACAAUAUACCCACAUUUUUAAAAUUAUGCAAUCAUUGGCUUUACUUAGAGUCUUUAAUAUUAUUAGCAUUCACAAGUGACACUCAAGGCAUUCAAGCCAUUAUCAAUCUACCGUCAUUAAAAACUCUGCAGUUUUACUGGAACAAAUUAAUGUGGAACAAGGCUUCACCGUGUUUCGAAGAAACAUUUUUCCUGGCACUUAAAAAACAUCACGAAAAAGCUCUUAAGCUCAAACACAUUCAAUUUUCAUGCGAUAGUUAUAUUAUGGAUUUUAAAAAAAUUUGUCAGCCCCUCGAACAGGCCAGAAAGAAAGAGGAAUUAUGUGCACAGAUGCAAUCUUGGAAGUGGCCCAAGAAAGCUUCAAAGAAGAUUUGCUCAGCUUUUGCAGAAUUUAAAAAUUUGCAUACAAUCAACUUCCACUAUUGUCGCCCAUUGGAUAAUGAUCAAUUAAUUUAUGUGGCGAAAGAAAAUGCCAGCCUUCGUCAAAUCAAAAUUGAAGGAUGUCUUAAAGUUAAAGAUGGAGACUUUAAGAAACGGUGGGCAAAUCUAAAGUCUGUUCAAAAAUGUCAACUAGAAUUAGAGAGUAUUUUGCCAUUGGCCGAUGUAAAGAAAAUUUAUGAUAACGUUGGAUCAAAUAUCGAAAAUGAGUUUUCAAUUGCGCGAAUUAUCUCGUGUCACUUCUGUUAAGAGUACAAAUGGAUCAGAUGGCUCAUCCAGUCAAUUUUCAAAUACUCGGACCAUUUGGUAUCAGUUCAGUUCUGUUAACAAUCAACUUUUUAAUAUUUUAUAAAAUUUCAAAGAAAAAGUAAAUUAUGAAAUUAUGUAUAACAAAAAGGUACAUACAUUAAGAACAUAUACAUACAAUAAAUGGAAACUUUUCCAAAUACAUAUUUAACUAAUAGGACUAAAUGCAAACAAAUUCUUAUAUAUAUUUUUUUUUAAUAUUAAUAGUAGACCGUGGUCGAAAUUCCACUUGAUGAAAAAAAUUGUUUAUAUUGUGCAUAUCUAGAGAA